Molecule: messenger RNA, 2161 nt
Organism: Dipodomys spectabilis (banner-tailed kangaroo rat)
Lineage: Eukaryota; Metazoa; Chordata; Mammalia; Rodentia; Heteromyidae
Gene: Gabpb1
Product: GA binding protein transcription factor subunit beta 1
Exons: 10
Coding region: 140-1330 (396 amino acids)
Biological process (GO): positive regulation of transcription by RNA polymerase II
Cellular component (GO): nucleus
Molecular function (GO): transcription cis-regulatory region binding; protein binding
Source: RefSeq, a predicted model, not a curated record
UGAGGGCCCUGUUACCACCGGAUGUGGAAGUUGAUCUCUUCGCUGCGCUGUACCUCUGAGGAUUUAACAUAGAAUGAAGCUGAGUGGCGUGGAGACUUGACUUGCAGCUCGGCCCCCCUUGAUUAGUGUUACUGUCUGAAUGUACCCGGUUUCCUUGAGACUCACAAGUUCCUCUCAAAUGUCCCUGGUAGAUUUGGGAAAGAAGCUUUUAGAAGCGGCACGUGCAGGUCAAGAUGAUGAAGUUCGUAUUUUGAUGGCAAAUGGCGCUCCUUUUACUACAGACUGGCUGGGAACAUCUCCUCUUCACCUGGCAGCACAGUAUGGGCAUUACUCCACCACCGAGGUACUACUCCGAGCUGGUGUAAGUAGAGAUGCCAGAACCAAAGUGGACCGAACACCGUUACAUAUGGCAGCUUCAGAGGGCCACGCCAGCAUAGUAGAGGUCUUGCUUAAGCAUGGUGCUGAUGUGAAUGCAAAAGACAUGUUGAAGAUGACUGCACUGCACUGGGCCACAGAGCACAAUCAUCAAGAAGUGGUGGAGCUUCUAAUCAAAUAUGGUGCUGACGUACACACACAAAGUAAAUUUUGUAAAACUGCAUUUGAUAUUUCAAUAGACAAUGGAAAUGAAGAUUUAGCAGAGAUUUUACAGAUUGCAAUGCAGAACCAAAUCAACACAAACCCAGAGAGUCCUGACACGGUGACCAUCCAUGCUGCAACACCACAGUUCAUCAUCGGCCCCGGAGGGGUCGUGAACCUAACAGAUGAAACGGGAGUGUCAGCCGUUCAGUUCGGAAACUCUUCCACAUCAGUAUUAGCUACAUUAGCUGCCUUAGCAGAAGCAUCUGCUCCCUUGUCCAAUUCUUCAGAAACUCCAGUUGUGGCCACGGAGGAAGUGGUCACCGCAGAAUCUGUCGAUGGAGCAAUUCAGCAAGUGGUUAGCUCGGGGGGCCAGCAAGUCAUCACGAUAGUCACCGACGGAAUUCAGCUGGGAAAUUUGCACUCUAUCCCCACCAGUGGCAUAGGGCAACCCAUCAUCGUGACCAUGCCAGACGGACAGCAAGUGCUGACAGUACCAGCCACUGACAUCGCUGAAGAAACUGUCAUAAGCGAAGAGCCGCCAGCUAAGAGACAGUGUAUCGAAAUAAUUGAAAACCGGGUGGAGUCCGCAGAAAUAGAAGAGAGAGAAGCUCUUCAGAAACAGCUGGAUGAAGCCAAUCGAGAAGCACAGAAGUAUCGGCAGCAACUUCUUAAAAAAGAGCAGGAAGCAGAGGCCUACAGACAGAAACUAGAAGCUAUGACCCGUCUUCAGACAAAUAAAGAAGCUGUCUAGUAGAAAUGAACAUGUAGUUCGGUUUUACUUUUUGGUCAAGAAUGCGAUCUGGAACUGCGCCCUCUAAGGGUAGAGUCAUGGAAACCCAGGCGAACAGAGACUACAGAUUAUUGAUAAUUGGACUUAAGCCAUGAGCUCUGAAUUCUUGUAACAUAAAACUUGACUCGAGAACUUGUGAAAUGUAUUUAAAACUGAAUUCUGUAAAUAGUUUUUGUUGGUUUUUUUUUUUACAGUUUCAAAUGAGUUGAUAAAGAUUGUUUAAGAGAUCCAAAAACCACAAUAAGUCACUGUUAUUGUGAAUUCUUUUUGAAUUUAGUACAAAAACCUUAAUUUCUCAGAAGCAGAACAGUUUUAAGGGUGAUCGUUGUUGAUUAGACCAAAUGUUAUAUAAUUAUGGUGGACCGAUGCUGGUAAUACUUUUGUAGGUUUAAACUUCUAUAUGAAGAGAAAACUUUUCCCAGGAAAUCUCUGUACAACUUCAAGUUGUCUCAGAUUUUCUGAAAACAUUUUUUUUUUUUUUAGAAAGCAAGAUUUUUUUUUAUAUCUGUUCAAUUUCAGCUAUGCCCAAGUAGAUUGACAUGUAUAUGAAGCAAAUAUUUUUUAAGCUUUUUUCUGUUUGUACAUAUUCUGCACGUUUUAUCAUUUCAAAAUGCAUCCCAUGCAUAAGUAUUUUUUUUCCCACAAAGAUGAUGCAAAUUUCCGGAAGAAAAAAAUAUCCUUUUAGUCUAGAGGUCAUUGAAAGUAAGUAAGCUAGCAGCUGGUUUUAUUGGAAUGACAAUGUUCUUCAGAAGGAGCGGCUUACCACGUAAACUUGAAUUUGCAAAUUGCAAA